AAAAAUCGGCAUUUUUUCUGGUCUUUAAGUGGCGCACGUGUUGAAGUUGUCAAAAAAUUUACAUUUUGCGUUUUAUUUAUAUUCAAAGAAUUCAAAUAAUACGCGUAAAAGAUAAGAAAAGAUGACUGUGGAGGAGCACCGAGUGAUGGUGAUCGGAGAGAUCAUCCAGGCACUCCUGAAGGCUCAUCACGAAGGUGUUGACGUCAACCUCAAUCAUCUCAAGGCGAGCAUUACAUCAAAGUACGGCCUGGACAAGACUCCUCGUCUCGUGGACAUUAUAGCAGCAAUCCCAGAUGAUGCAAAACAAAUUCUCCUGCCCAAGUUACGUGCAAAACCCAUUCGGACAGCCAGUGGGAUUGCUGUUGUGGCUGUCAUGUGCAAACCCCACCGGUGUCCCCAUAUAAACUUCACUGGAAACAUCUGCGUGUACUGCCCAGGAGGUCCAGAUAGUGAUUUUGAAUAUUCAACGCAGAGCUACACGGGAUUCGAGCCGACAUCGAUGCGAGCCAUCCGGGCACGAUACGAUCCCUUCAUCCAGGCCUACAAUCGUGUAGAGCAACUCAAGCAGCUUGGACAUUCAGUGGACAAAGUGGAGUACAUUGUGAUGGGGGGUACAUUCAUGAGUUUGCCCGAAGACUACCGUGACUAUUUUAUCCGGAAUCUCCAUGACGCCCUGUCCGGACAUUCGAGUGCCAAUGUGGCGGAAGCUGUGAGAUUCUCCGAACGCUCCAAAGUCAAAUGCAUCGGCAUCACGAUUGAAACACGCCCAGAUUACUGCCUGAGGCGGCAUCUCAGUGAUAUGCUGAACUACGGAUGCACCCGGCUCGAGAUUGGCGUUCAGUCUGUCUAUGAGGAUAUUGCACGAGAUACCAAUCGUGGGCACACAGUGAAGGCAGUCUGUGAGAGUUUCCACAUGUCAAAGGAUGCAGGCUUCAAGGUUGUCUCCCACAUGAUGCCUAAUCUGCCCAAUAUGGAUCUGGAGCGUGAUAUUGAGCAAUUUAUUGAAUUCUUCGAGAAUCCCGACUUUCGCGCAGAUGGCCUGAAGAUCUACCCUACCCUCGUUAUUCGUGGCACGGGACUGUAUGAGCUGUGGAAGACGGGACGCUACAAAUCCUACCCACCCUCAACCCUAGUAGAUCUCAUUGCAAAAAUUCUCGCUUUAGUACCGCCCUGGACGAGGAUUUAUCGCGUUCAGCGGGACAUCCCAAUGCCCCUGGUGACGUCGGGUGUGGAGAAUGGGAAUCUACGUGAAUUGGCAUUGGCACGAAUGAAGGAUCUCGGUACGACAUGUAGGGAUGUUCGAACACGCGAGGUGGGCAUUCAGGCGAUUCACAACAACAUCCAUCCGAAUGAAGUGGAACUCAUUCGACGGGACUAUGUGGCCAAUGGUGGAUGGGAGACGUUCUUGGCGUAUGAAGAUCCCCACCAGGAUAUUCUUAUUGGACUUCUGCGCCUACGGAAGUGCUCAACGGAAACCUUCCGUCCAGAACUCAUGGGGCGUUGCUCAAUUGUACGUGAACUCCACGUGUACGGGAGCGUGGUGCCGGUGAAAGCGAGGGAUCCAACAAAGUUCCAACAUCAGGGCUUCGGAGUGCUCCUCAUGGAGGAAGCAGAGAGAAUUGCACGAGAGGAGCAUGGGAGCACGAAAAUCUCCGUUAUAUCGGGUGUUGGUACGAGAAACUACUACAGGAAGCUGGGAUAUGAACUAGAUGGACCCUAUAUGAGCAAGUCGCUGUAGGUUCACUGAUUGACUAUUUUAAUAAAAUUUUUAUUUUAUUGAAAUCUGUAAA
Molecule: messenger RNA, 1790 nt
Organism: Lutzomyia longipalpis
Lineage: Eukaryota; Metazoa; Arthropoda; Insecta; Diptera; Psychodidae
Gene: Elp3
Product: elongator complex protein 3
Exons: 2
Coding region: 122-1738 (538 amino acids)
Biological process (GO): tRNA wobble base 5-methoxycarbonylmethyl-2-thiouridinylation
Cellular component (GO): nucleus; cytoplasm; elongator holoenzyme complex
Molecular function (GO): acyltransferase activity, transferring groups other than amino-acyl groups; iron-sulfur cluster binding
Source: RefSeq, a predicted model, not a curated record